AUGGAUUUAAAAAACACAAAAUGCAAACCCCGUUUUUUUAUUUCACUACUUCUGAGCACAUUGCUUCUCUAUGGGACUGCAUACAAUGAUGCAGUGGUAGGAAGUGGAAAUUGGAAUGUGAAAGAUGGAUCAGGAGGAGAUAACAAAAAUGGAGGAAAUGUUACACUAGAGAAAAUUUUGGACAAUGAUAUGAACAUAUGUACGUGUGGGUCAGGUGAUAAGGAAAAUUCGAAGAGCUGCAAAGAGGAAGAAAAAAGCGACAAUCACCAAAAGGAUGGAAAUAGAAUUAACACAUCGUUUCCUACAUGUGUACUCCCCUUUUGUAAAAACAGAAUGGAUGGAAUAGAACAUCAUGAUGAUGUCGAUUCAGUGCUUAAUUUGGACAAUAAAUUUUUUCAUUCUGUAAAUGCAUAUGAUUAUCUAGAAAAUGUGGAAUGUAAGAAGUUUAAAAAGGUAACUAUUGGGCAAGCUGAUAUUUACUCGGCUCUAUAUGAAGAAGUUAUACACAUGAAUGGGACACGCACCGAGAUGACAAAGAAGACAUUCAACAAUGUGACACUCAAAAAGAUGACACUUAACAAGAUGACAAACCGUUCGAAUGUAAAUAGAAUGGAAUCAUCUAAGUGGAAGAAGAAACCAAAAGUAGAAGAAUGGACCCACGAUGAAUUGGACACAUAUAAUAGCAUGUUUAGCUCAUUCCACAAAAAGGGCAAUGAUAGGGUAAUGCGGAUUUUAGCAAAAGAAGAAGGAAAUGAUAAUUCCAAAAUACAUAGUAAUACAAUCCUACGGAAGAAAGGAAAUAGUAACGACCCAGAUGGUAAUUUUCAUGGAAGUAUUUUAAAUAUACAUUUUACUGAAAAUAAAAACAUUUAUACAAAUGUUAACGUAGGAGGACAAUUAUUAAAACUGUCGUUGAAUAGUAGACUCGAGGGAAUAUACCUUUUCAUGAAAGAUUCUCAAGCAUGUAAUGUAAAUGAUGAACAGAAAAGAACAUGCUAUGAUCCAAACAAAGCUAGAAAUUCAAGAUGGUGUAAUAAUGAUCUUCUGUGUUUACCUCCUAUAUUGUCCAAACCGUAUGAGUGUUAUAGUGAAAGUAAUUUGAUAUUAGAAAAUAAGGCUGAAUAUCCAAGUAUGUAUUAUGACACUUUGAAGUAUACAGAAAGUCAUGUGGAAGGAUCGGAUGAUGUUCAAAUUGUAGACUUUAUGUAUGAAUCGUCGAGGAUUCAGGGAGAAAGUGGAGGAAAAGGGAAUGUGCAGGAUGAUGAUACAACAUUUCAGAAUGUCGAUGUGAAACUGAUUACAGAUUUGUCAGUUUAUAAAGGAUGGAGCUUGUUUAAUGACACAGAUGGAAUCCUAGGGUUGGCAGGAAAUGAACUAAGCUGUAGGAGCGUAAGUCCAUGGAAUAACAUUCUCGAAAAAAAUAAAUCAUUAUAUGCGAUUGACAUUAAUUUUCCUGAAGAUGCAAUUAAGCCGUACGUUCAGUCAGCUAGCCAAAAUUUGGAAUCUAAUAAAUCCUCUUCCCAUUUUAAGUUCCUUUCGAGAAAGAAAAAAAUUAAGUGUAGUAGCACAUCGUCGAGUGGGAAAUCGUGUGAAGUUCAGGACGAGGGAAAAGAUAGCACGAAUGUAAGAAAUGGGAACGAAGAAUUUGAAGAAGUGGAAGAAGCCGAAGAGGAUGUGAAGAUCUCCGAAAUACAUGUAGGAGAUUAUAAGAAAACAUUUGGACCCAUUGUGUGGUCAGAACCAAGAGAAAGAGGAGGUAUUUUUUCUGACUCGUUCAUGCAGUUUACCAUAUACAAUUUAGAAGUUUGUAAUAAAAACAUAUUUGGAAAGUACAGUAGCAAUUGGCAAGGUGUUAUAGAUUUGAGCAGCAAAUGUUUAGUUUUGCCCAAAAUGUUUUGGCUAAGCUUGAUGGAGUAUUUACCAGUUAACAAAAAUGAUGAAAGGUGUAUACCUCAAAAUAAGGAAAUUAUAUUUGAUGAAAAUAGAGUACCCAGAAUGUGUUCUGUUCAUAUGAAUAGCAGACCUUUGCCUGUAUUGAAAUUUUACCUUUCUGAUAAUGAUAUGGUGAGUGAUAAUAACAUUGGAGGAGAGAUUAAUAACAAUGGUAUAUUUGUAGAUAAUACUAAGAGGAAAGAUAACGUAUAUAGGAUUGAAGAAAUUAAUAUUCCUUUGGACAAUCUCAUAAUUAAUGAAAAUGGACCAAAUGAUGGCUACUUAUGUGUUGUUCCAGAUGCACAUGAAGGAGUAUCGAGCGAAAACAGUGGAAGGACAACGAAGCCUUUAAUAAAAUUCGGCACGUAUGUAAUGAACAACUUUUAUAUAGUAGCAGAUCAGGAAAAUUAUAGAGUCGGAUUUGUAAAUAAGAAAAGUUACCAUUAUACAAAUGAUGGAUGCACACAAAGGGCUGAGUGUGUGGGGAAUCAAUUUUAUGAACCCGCUUUGAAUAUCUGUGUCGAUCCAGACUGUUCUAUAUGGUAUUUUUAUACGCUAAACCCAGAGACGAAAAAAUGUGAAUCCAUUUCUUCUCGCUUCUACAUUUUCUUGAUAAUCAUCAUUUUGUUGCUCCUCCUGGAUUUGCAGUCCUACUAUUUUUACAGGAAAUCUGUUCAUGUCGCGAAGGUUUCAUCUCGAUGA
Messenger RNA from Plasmodium gonderi, 2634 nucleotides. RefSeq lists its product as hypothetical. The record is from RefSeq and is a predicted model, not a curated record. Lineage: Eukaryota; Apicomplexa; Aconoidasida; Haemosporida; Plasmodiidae. The transcript has a single exon. Bases 1 to 2634 code for a protein of 877 amino acids.